This is a messenger RNA of Acanthaster planci (crown-of-thorns starfish), 2675 nucleotides long. Its product is annotated as organic cation transporter protein-like. The record is from RefSeq and is a predicted model, not a curated record. Lineage: Eukaryota; Metazoa; Echinodermata; Asteroidea; Valvatida; Acanthasteridae. Gene Ontology annotation, cellular component: membrane. Gene Ontology annotation, molecular function: transmembrane transporter activity. Gene Ontology annotation, biological process: transmembrane transport.
AGUUUAAAGCGGCUUCCAUUUCAUUUAUGCCAUCCAUCUACUACCGGCCUACUUCUGUUCACUGUUAUCAUGUCAAAAUCAGUGGAGUCCUGCGUCGGCAGGCAGCGCACGCACCUGAGCACUAGAAAUAGCGACUAUCAAAAUGCAUUACGAUGGUAUCUUGGAUCACGUUGGGCACUUCGGCAAGUACCAAAAGCUCGUUGUCCUGGCUCUAUGCCUGAUGCAAGGUCCAUCGGCGUGUCAGUUCCUAGCUCAAGUGUUUCUGGCCGCCAACACCGAUCAUUGGUGCUUGAUUCCGGCAAGCGAGGCUAUCAACUGCACUCAACUUCAGCUGAAGUCUGUGUCCGCCUGUCAGGAGGAACAGAAGAACGAGAGCAUACCGUAUGAGCUGGACGACGACGGGAAGCGAGUUUACUCCUCGUGUGAGCGGUACGCGACUGCUGAGGACGAUGGCGAUCAAGGUUGGAAUUCCACGGAUGUCAUCGCCUGUGAUGCUGGGUGGGAUUUUGAUCGAUCGCGCUACAAGUCCACAAUCAACGACGAGUUCAGUCUAGUUUGUGAGCGGGAAGAUUUCGCUGAUAUUGCUCAAUCUGUGUGGUUCGCUGGUACACUUGUGGGCUCUUUAGUGUGGGGAUCGGUCGCUGACUGGCUUGGCCGAAAGGCAGCGUUCUUCCUAAGUCUUUCUCUCGUCUCCAUUUCAUCCAUUUUGACGAGUUUUGUACCCACCUUUUCGGCUUACAUGGCUGCGCGGUUCAUCACGGCAGCUUGUGGCUAUGGUGUCAGCUUGAUCGCGUCGAUUGCUUCAAAAGAGUUAGUUGGGCCCUGGAAACGAGUUUUGGUUGGUGCCAUGCACUCGAUUGCCUUCGCGGUGGGGUAUAUGCUUCUAUCCUUUGCGGCUUUCUUCUUACGAGAAUGGCGCCAUUUACAGUUGGCAAUAUCACUUCCUUACGUCGUUGCGUUCCUGCUGAUCCCAAUCUUUCCUGAGUCACCGCGUUGGCUGAUAUCAAAAGGCAAGUUCAAGGAAGCUACGAAGAUCAUCCGUAAAAUUGCCAAAGUCAACGGCACAACGGUUCCUGAGGACUUGAUCAAUAGUAGUCCAGAAAAUGCCGACGAACAGAAAAAGGAGAUUCGGUCUGAUACGGUACGGCGAGUGACACACUUGGAUCUCUUCCGAACCCCCAACCUCCGGAAGAAAACGUUGAUAAUUUUUCUUGAUUGGUUUGCUGCCGUCAUGGUGUUUUACGGGCUGUCUCUGAGUACUUCAGCCCUUGGUGUCGACGACUACAUCGCUGCCUUCGUGUCCGGAGCUGUUGAGAUUCCAAGCUACCUUUUCUGUUGGUUCAUAAUGGAGCGAAUCGGCAGGCGUCUCUCAUUGGUCGGAUUCUACAUUUCUGCAGGAGUAUUCUGUUUCAUCAGCAUUUUCAUUCCUUUGGGUCCAGCACGGGUGGCAGUAGCCAUGGCAGGGAAGUUUGCUGUUAGCGGGGCUUUCAGCCACAUCUACACAUAUUCAUGUGAAAUUUAUCCUACGGUUGUCAGGAGUAUCGGCAUGGGUAUGUCUUCCAUGGUGGGGCGUAUCAGCGGCAUUCUCUGCCCCAUCAUUCUGCUCCUUGGCAAGUACUGGGAACCGCUUCCUCUGUGUGUCUUCGGUGGCAGCUCCUUACUGGCCGGGACACUGUCGCUGAUGCUGCCAGAAACCUUGGGCUGUGACUUGCUGGACAGUAUCGAAGAAGGGGAGGAGUUUGGAAAGGGCCAGGGAUUUCAUCUGUUCAGCAAGAGUGACCCGGAUGCCACCACCACCGCUACCCAUCUUACCAACUACAUGCCUCUGUCGACGCUCGACAAACACUCUGAUGAGACCGUGUCUGUUUGAAAUUGUUUAAGUCGGUUUGUUACGCGACAAGUAACGUCUGUGUGUCGGCUAGUUUUCUCCGAAGGCAUUUCUAACGACAGGAAAGACUAUUUGUCCCAUAGGCCCAGCUUUUCGAAAGCUUAAACUCACUUUCGAUGUAGUGAGAUUAACUUUUCCUGUCUUUCUCUUCUCUGGUAUAUGGUUGUACAUAAUACUGAUUCUACAGUUUGACCGAUCCUUAAAUAUAUUUUCAUAUUCAGUUCAUUUGAAUAUUUUAAUUGUUUUAUGCUUCCAUACUUUUGUCGAAGCCUUUUAGAGGCCAUUAUUCAAGUUCAUUUUGUGUGGUCAUGGUUCCUUUUCUCAUUGAGAUACAUUUACCUGUUUAUGAUAUUGAAAUAUCCUUUGUGAUACUUUGUGCUCAGGCUUUCAUGGUCGUAUACGAGUCAAACGUGAGGUACUUAAUGUUCAUGCAGUUAGACAACUUCCAUUCAACUAUGUGGGCUGAACCUCCCCUUCCAAGCUGCACGUUACAAAGACUCAGAAUGGUUGACAGGUGUUUCAGCGGUCCUCUUUCUGCGCUAUUGUUCCCACUGUGUUGUCCUCAACGGCCCUAUCGGCUUCUGCAUUCCCAAGUUCCUCGUCCCCUUUUACGCUCACAAGAGCAACAAACUAACCGAAGAGGUCGGCCUGUUUACAGAGCGGAACUAAAGCUUUUCUGCUUUUCUUUAUUUUAGAGGUAAGCUUUUCUUUAUUUAGAUGUAAUCUGAUGUGUAUUGCCGUAGUUAGAGACACACAUUAAACACGAAGACUUCAUCAUUAACAUUUA